This is a messenger RNA of Stylonychia lemnae, 726 nucleotides long. The record is from the annotation of a GenBank genome assembly. NCBI's taxonomy places the organism in Eukaryota, Ciliophora, Spirotrichea, Sporadotrichida, Oxytrichidae.
AUGUCAGUUGAAGAGAGCAUUUUCUUAGCAAGAGUAGCUGAAUAAGCUGAGAGAUUUGAAGAUAUGGUUGAGUUCUUGAAGCCAGUUUUAGAUACUAAGGGAGGUGAUGUUACUUCUGAUGAGAGAAACUUAUUGAGUGUUGCAUUUAAGAAUUUGAUCAGCUCAAAGAGAACUGCAUGGAGAACAAUAUCAGCCAUUGAGCAGAACCCCAAGUAUCAAAAGUUCAACGAUUCACUCGCUGGAUAUAAGAAGAGAAUCGAAUAAGGUCUUUACGCAGAUUGCGAAAAUGUUAUACACAUUAUCAAAACUAAGGCACUACCUGAGGGCAAGGUUAAAGACGUUGAGGCCAAGGCUUUCUUUACAAAAAUGGUAGGUGACUAUUAUAGAUACAUCGCUGAGACUGCUUAGAACGAGAAACUAUAGUAAGUUAAGGAAGAGGCACUUAAAUCCUAUGAAGAAGCUAGUAAAUUGGAUCUUCCACCAUGCAAUCCAAUCAAAUUGGGACUUGCCCUCAACUUCUCAGUCUUCCACUACGAAGUUAUGAAGAAUCAGUCCAAAGCUUGCACCCUAGCUGACGAAGCUCUUCAAGCUGCCCUAGAAAAGAUUGACGAUCUCGGAGAGGAUGACUUCAGAGAUGCUAAAUCAAUCAUUGAGCUUCUCAAGGAGAACCUGACUCUUUGGAAGGAGGAAGAAGAAGGUGGUGACAACCAAAUCGAAGAUUUAUGA